AUGAUAGCAGGCGUUUACGAUGUUUCGGAAAUUACUCCUUCCUUGAUAUCCAAUCUCCUAAAAGAACUAGGCGAUUUUACCAGAAAAGUUGCUAUUACUAUCAAAAAUCUUUCGCCAGGAAUAGUUUUUGAGAAACCCGAAGUAUAUAUUCAAUAUGGAAAAUCGAAUUUUCUGCUUCCUAUUUCUGAACUCUCCAGUAAUAAAGGGUUGGUUUGGGGAGCUCGUAAGGUGGCUAGCGUAACCGCAGGAACCGUAGGAGUCAUCGUGUACCAUCUCAAAAAUCGAAAUGAAUCUUUGGCCUUUAUGUGGAGCGUCCCAUUUAACUACGCUUUUUACUCAAAUUGGUGGAACCUAAAAGUUUAUAAAGGUCGUGUCAAAGCUAAUCAAGGUAAGAAUUCCAGGGCUCGCUCUUCAAGCAUAAUUAAUUUCACAAUAUUUAACAUUAUGAUAAAUGGUCUAGAAUUAUAUGACAAGAUGUACAAUGAACUCCCGCAUAAAGGGGACAAUAACGUUUAUCGCGGAGUUCUAAAUGAUGAUUUGCUUUACACGGGAUCAAUGGGAGAAUCUGGAACGCCAACCAUUAAAGUUGAGAUUUUAAACUAUACAACAAUUAGUACAACUCCUUUUGUUAAAGAAAUGAAGCGGAAUUUGUGA
Funneliformis geosporum is the source of this 654-nucleotide messenger RNA. The record is from the annotation of a GenBank genome assembly. NCBI's taxonomy places the organism in Eukaryota, Fungi, Glomeromycota, Glomeromycetes, Glomerales, Glomeraceae.